Molecule: messenger RNA, 2085 nt
Organism: Dromiciops gliroides (monito del monte)
Lineage: Eukaryota; Metazoa; Chordata; Mammalia; Microbiotheria; Microbiotheriidae
Gene: CHEK2
Product: checkpoint kinase 2
Exons: 16
Coding region: 280-1998 (572 amino acids)
Biological process (GO): mitotic DNA damage checkpoint signaling; protein phosphorylation
Cellular component (GO): cytoplasm; nucleus
Molecular function (GO): ATP binding; protein binding; protein serine/threonine kinase activity
Source: RefSeq, a predicted model, not a curated record
GCCUCGGUCCUCCUGUGGGACCGGCAGCUAGCCUUUCUGUCCCUGGGCCUGCCUCUGUCUAGUUCAGCGGGGAGAAGCCGGGUGGCCAUUGGCUGGCCGCGGUGCCCCCGCCACCCCCUCCCUCACCCCGAGGCCUCAGUCUGACCAUCUGUGAAAUGGGCUAUCAGUGACCCGGGCUCACCCUGGGCACUGGCUCCGUCCUCUUCUUCCCAGUUGCGGGUCCGCAGGCCACGUCCUCAGGCUGUGCUCCCACUUCCCGGAGGGCCAAGCUGAUGGGCGAUGUCCCGGGAAACGGGGGGUGACUCGCAGCAGCAGUCGCAGCAGUCGCAGCCGCAGUCACAAAGUGCCUCCCAGUCCCAGCAUGCCUCUAGCUCCUCCUCUGGGGCUUCCCACAGUCAGUCCUCCCACUCCAGCUCAGGAACCAUCAGUUCCUUAGACACUGUUCCGACUCAGGACCUUCCUUCCAUUCCCGAGGACCAGGAGCCAGAAGAACUUGACCCUCAGCCCUGGGGUCGGCUGUGGGCUCUCGAGGAUGGAUUCUCUAACCUUGAUUGUGUGGAAAAUGACUACUGGUUCGGCAGAGACAGAAGGUGUGAGUACAGCUUUGACAAUCCAGGGCUUAAGAAAACAGACAAAUACCGCACGUACAGCAAGAAACACUUUCGGAUUUUCAGGGAGAAAGGGCCCAAGAACUCCUACAUUGCCUACAUUGAGGAUCACAGCGGGAAUGGGACCUAUGUAAACCGAGAGCUCAUCGGGAAGGAGAAGCGACUGCCGCUGAGCAACAACUGUGAGAUCGCCCUGUCCGUGCCCACAAACAAAGUUUUUGUGUUUUUUGAUCUGACUGUAGACGAUCAGUCUAUUUAUCCUAGUGAAUUAAGAGAAAAAUACAUCAUGUCAAAAACACUUGGAAGUGGCGCCUGUGGAGAGGUAAAGUUGGCCUUUGAGCGGAAAACGUGUAAGAAAGUCGCCGUGAAGAUUAUCAGUAAGAGGAAAUUUUCUAUAUGUGCCACGAGAGAGGCGGAUCCAGCUUUCAAUGUUGAAACAGAAAUUGAGAUUUUGAAGAAAUUAAAUCAUCCGUGUAUCAUCAAGAUUAAAAAUUUUUUUGAUGCUGAAGAUUACUUUAUUGUUCUGGAAUUGAUGGAAGGAGGAGAGUUGUUUGAGAGAGUUGUAGGGAAUAAAAGACUGAAUGAAGCUACCUGCAAGCUGUAUUUUUAUCAGAUGCUCCUCGCUGUAAAGUGUUCCAAAGCCCUUUGGGAGCAGCCAAUGCCUUCCCCAAGUUUGGAGACUGGCAGAAAAAGUACCUUUACUCCCCUUUUCCUGGGAUCAAUCCAUUACCUUCAUGAAAAUGGUAUCAUACACAGGGACUUAAAGCCUGAGAAUGUGCUUCUGUCAUCUCAGAAAGAGGACUGUCUUAUAAAGAUUACUGAUUUUGGGCAGUCAAAGAUUCUUGGGGAGACAUCUCUCAUGAGAACCUUGUGUGGCACGCCCACCUACUUGGCUCCAGAGGUGGUCGUCUCCAUGGGAUCUGCCGGCUAUACUCGGGCUGUGGACUGUUGGAGCUUGGGUGUCAUCCUUUUCGUUUGCCUUAGUGGAUAUCCGCCUUUCUCGGAGCACAAGACUCAAGUCCCUUUGAAGGAUCAGAUCAUCAGUGGGAAAUACAAACUCAUCCCAGAAGUCUGGAAAGCUGUCUCAGACAAGGCUUUGGAUCUUGUUAAGAAGUUGCUGGUAGUGGAUCCAGAGAAACGUUAUACAACAGAAGAAGCCUUGGCACAUCCAUGGCUUCAGGAUGAAGAAAUGAAAAGCAAAUUCCAUGCUCUGCUUAUGGAAGAAACUAAGUCACUGAAUCUACCUUCAAACCCUGCUCAGCUUUCCACAAGCAGAAAGCGUCCCCAUGAAGGGGGAGAAGAUGAAGCAGCCUGUUCAAAACAUUGCCUUGCCUCCACCUCCCUGCAGACAACGCUAUUACAAGAAGAAAGGGGGAAAAGUGACUUAUAACCUGCCUUUUCUUAGUCAUUUGGGGAUAAUUUUCUAUUUUUUAUAAAUGAUUUUUUUUAUAAAAUGGAAAAAUUGUUGAACAUAAUC